AUAGAAACAAAAAUUUUUGGCUCUGCCACAAAUUUCCAUUGGUUGUCUGCUCAUUCAUCAGAUCAUUUUCGUGACUAUUUUGUGAGGUUAUAGAGUAAAGAAAAUGGUAGACCCAAGCGAUUGGAGCGUUUGAGCAGAUGUAAUCAUUAUAACAACAUCGUAAUUUUUUUUUUGUUUACAUUAAGUUUUAUAUUUUAAUUAAUGAACGUAAUUACAUUAAGUAAUAAAUUAGUGCCUUAUUUAUAAAUAUAAUUGUAUUUUGGUGAAAAUUGUGUGUUUUUAUGAUUUAUUUUGACAAAUGUAAUGAAUAAUAAUUUUUUAAUUAUACAAAUUAAGUUUUGUACAAUGGAUAAUACUAAAAAAGAAAAAAAAUAAUGUAUUGUAUAUGAAAAUUGAUAAGUAUCGUCAUUAAUAUGGUUAUGGCUGAAACGGAACGAAAAUCGAGGGUGGAACCGUCAAACAUCUCCACGCAAAAUAAACUACAAUGGCUUCGGCAGCGUCGUGAAGCCCUCGAAGAGAAACUAGCACAAAAAAAUAAUGAAUUAAAAAAUUUAUGUAUUGAUGAAGCCGAGCUCACGGGUAUUUUACCACCAGAAAUUCCUUUAGAUCCUGGCGAGAGUCCUCCUUUCUUUCGUAGGCGUGUUGGGACUUCAUUUGCUUAUCCACAAAACCUUAUUAAUAAGCUUAAAACCAAUGAAGCUGUAAGAAUAGAUGAAUCGACAUUAGAGUUGGAACGACAAGUACAAGCAAGCAUUGCUAAAGCUGCCUUUGAUAUCUUCAAUGAUGUAACAAAAGGCAAAGCUGUUAGACGUAAAAAUCGUUUAGUCUAUCAGCAAAGUCAAAAAAGGUUGAAAGAAUUAGAGACUCGUUUGAAUUUUAUCCGACAAGGAUAUGGACGAUUAUCUCGACGCCAGACUAUGGAAACAUCCUCUUGGAAAUCACCAACAUAUCCUGGAGAUGUUGAAGACAAUGUAUCAAUACCUCAAACCAUUGCAAAGCAUAAAUCCAAAAAGCCUCGGCCACCUCUUCAUUCAACUACAGAUAAACUGUUAAAUGCACAUAUGAGUUAUGAAAAACUGAUAAAAUCUGCCAGUAUUGAUGAUCAAUUAAUUGGAAUUGAUCAACAGCACAAACCAAGUGAUAAAAAUAAUGAAUGGAUCUCAAAUGAAUUACCACUUUCAAGCAGCAAAGGUUCUAGAAAUGAUAGUGAUAUUAUACAUGAUUUAAAUGACAGUAAUGAUGUGUACAUAUUACCAAAUCAACAUUCAGCAUUAUUAUAUCCUCAUGACAAUGAAGAAACAAGUUCACAUCACACAAAGUACAGUUCAACUCAACCAACUGAACGACCAUAUCGUAUUGUUCCUAAUGCAAAGGAUAAUACGAUAGGAACGCCAAAUAUGUGGCCAAGAGAACAAAAACGACAGUGUGAAGUACCUCAUUAUAAUCAACGGCCUCAAGUUAAAACCUCUAAACAUACUCCAAGAUAUCAACAUUAUUAUCACAGAGAUAAUAUAUCCCCUACGAUUAAUGAAAUGGUUCAAAUUCAAUCACCCAGCAGUGAUUCUAUAGGAAAAAUGCAUGAACCUAGUGAACAAUUUCGAGUGAGGCAUCCAUAUUAUGGCGUUCCAGUAGAUCAGUUUUCAUAUUUAGUAAAUUCCCCCGAUGGGAAAGAAUUUUCUGCAUCAUUACAAGAACGUGAAUUAAUGAAAGAAAAAACGUUCAAGAGAAAUAGCCACGAAAAUAUGUCACUUUCUCGACGUCAAGAUCUCAUAAAUGCCAAUGAUAGUUGGUCCACUAACAAUGAUGAUAUAUUUUGGACCUCUGAUUACCCAACCCAUUCUGAUAGAUUUGGUAGCAUUGAUCGUCGAAAAUAUUCUAAUAGUAAUCCUCAAGCUUAUCAAACCACUGUCAAUAAUCCAGAUAUGUUGACAACAAUCAGUAAAACUUCAGUUCAAAAUAGAGUUAUUAAACCAACUAAUUCUUUCAUAGAUUCUUCAACUAACUCACCAAAAUACUUGAACAAUAAACAAAGUCAAGCUAUUCAAUGUGAUAGAAUAGAAUUACCACCAUCCACGCGAAUACUUUUGCGUACUCAAUCACUUGGAAGUGUUGAAACUUGGCAUUCAGGAGAUGUUAAAUGUGUUACUCCAGUUCUGGAAACAAGUGGCACUUUGCCAUCAAUGACGGCAGGAUCCGUUCACCGAAAUAAAUAUCCUCCUGAAAAUUCACAUGAUACUCGUAUUUCUUACAGAGAUAAUGAGAAAGAGUGGUAUGAAACUGCAAUAGAUUUAGAUUAUUCAAAGUCUAAUAUAUUGUCUCAAACUAUGAGAAACUUGGAGAUUCCUGCGGAAUCAAAUAAUCGACUAAAUAGUAGUCAAAUUAGUGGUGAUGUGUCUUUUGAAUCAACAAACUUCAAUAUGCCAGAAAAAAUAAUUACAGAUGGAAGAACUAUCAUACAUGCUGGAAAAUAUCAACCUUAUAAAGAAGUUACGAAACCUUUUGAAAUGUCUGAUUUUUAUAAAUACUCAACCAAAUUCCGAAAGAAAAUGGAAUCUACCGGUCAAGGGGUAAAUCAAGGAACAAAUAGUGGGCAUCAUGGUUCUUCUCAUGUACAUCCAGCACAACAAAGAAUUAAUAUUUCUAAUCAGAUUAAUUCAUCUUGUCAAUCAUACGUUGUCCAAAGAGGCAAUGACAACAUAAAGGAUUGCAGCAAUACACAAACAUGCCAACCAGCAUCAAAAGACUCGACGGUUGUAUAAAGAUACUUUUUAAGUAAUUUAAACAGCACUUGGCAUAAUUUGUUUAAAUAUUUUUUUAUCUCAUAGUAUUUUAAAUUAUUGCAGAAGUCUUUGCUAAUUGUUGUAAUUAAGCUCAUAAAAUAUUGUAAU
Molecule: messenger RNA, 2888 nt
Organism: Chelonus insularis
Lineage: Eukaryota; Metazoa; Arthropoda; Insecta; Hymenoptera; Braconidae
Gene: sstn
Product: stepping stone
Exons: 5
Coding region: 414-2759 (781 amino acids)
Biological process (GO): establishment of epithelial cell polarity
Source: RefSeq, a predicted model, not a curated record